AGCGAAUACUCCCAGUCUACGUUUGCGAGCACUUCUUCUCUUUCACGGUUGUUGAUGCUGCUAACAGUUAGCGGAACCUAUUCAACCACGUGCUACACACCUCUUUGUUAUUUAGGUGGAGGUGAUUGUGCACAAGAGCAACACAUCCAAACUCACACCCACGCACUUCGUCAUCUUCAACAAAUUUUCUCCUUUCAUUCAAAAUAUCUGGUAGUACCUCGCGGAAACAGAAAAACACAAGACCAACACCAUGCACAGCAGCUUCACCUCUUCCACGGGUGACGACGGGCCGCGGCACGGCGUGAAGCUCGCACCGUUCCUCACGCGAUCUUCGUCCACCGGCACGGUGCCUUUCUCUGACGCGGCGGCCUCACGGCACAGUCACACGAACGACAGCGACUGCUUCCGUGACACGCACCCUCGCGACGCGUCGGAGCUCUUCCAGGUCGUCAUCGACGGCGACGAUGGCGGGGUGGAGAUGCACCGCGUGCAUGACCGCAUCGAGGCUGCGCUGCGCGUCCGAUCUCUCUACCAGCCCUUCGAAGCACGUCUCGGUGGACGUGACCGCGUGAACCCGUACCUGAGCUCCCCGAUUCCGAGUCGGGUUACCAUCUCCCAGGAGAACGGAAUGUACCAUGUCUCCGAGCACGACGUGUCGUUGUAUCUGUCCAUUCCGUCUUGGACGGAGUACGCGCUGGAUGUGCAGCGCGUGCGGCUGACCGUCGGCAACGGCGGCUGCAUCAAGUCCUGCCAUCACCGCCUCGGCAUUAUGCAGGAGCGCUCUCGGAUGUUUUUCCUCCUCAAUGCGGAGAUGGAGGAACAGCCGAACUACCACAAAGGUGGCGGUGUCUUCUCCACCGCCACGAAGGUGGACAACGCUGUCGUGUUUGCCGAGUCCAUGGACGCGCAGCAGCUGCUGGACGCGGUGAAGGAGGUCUACCGCCGUACGCCCGAGGCGCCAAUUCGGCUGCGCGACGGGUCGAACAUGACCUUGCACGAGCUGCUUGACACACACGGCGUGGUCAACGCGGAUGACCUCACGGUGGCUGGGCUGUGCUGGCAGCGCGGCGAGGAUAUGCUGCCCAGCGGCCAAAUUGGCUCGUCUAACUACGGGACGAUGGCCGCCCUCGGCGCAGAGCUGCACUUUACGUUUACGGACCUGCGCGGCUCCCUGUCGGGGCGUGUGCUGCGCCGCGUUGUGGCACGGGUGGAGCAGCCGUCGCAAACACCGCAGGGCGCCGAGUACACUCUGCCGCUCUUCGGCGUGCACUCGCACGAGGUGAGCGAGCUGGCGGAGUUUCUCCGGCGCCGCGUGGAGGGGCCGCACUCGCGGGUGCGCUACAUCUUGAACGUCUCCUUCACCGCCACGCCCUCUUUUGAGGUGUUGAGCAACUGCGAGACGGUGCAGGAUCAACUCGACAACGUCUUUCUGCCGCUGUUUAAGGCGACGCUGGCCCCUGACGUCCCGGAGAACGCCAACGUGGCGUGGCUGAUCGACCAGGUCGGUGGGGUACAGCUGCAAUGCGGGCGCGACGAUGUCGAGAACGACUUCAACGAGGCCGCACCGCCGCCGGGCGAAGUCCCCGUCUCCGCAAAGCAGUCGGAGCUGUACUACCUCUAUUACCUCUACGCGAAUCUCAGCGUACUGAACAGUUUGCGGCGACGCAAGGGCCAGGACGCGCUGCAGCUGCGCUGUACGGGCAACAAGCCCACCGGGAUGGACGACUUAAUCGGUGGCUACAUGCUCGCCGACGUCAUCACCCGCGCGACGAAGGUGACCGACUACCCGGUGCUGCAGUACCUGUGCGGCCUCCACCGCGUCGGGCUGACCGUAUCCCCCCUCUGCGACCACAUGGAGGGCACCGUGAGUUACAAGAGUCAUCCCCUUCCGAACUUCCUGCACCGGUGUCUGCACAUCGCGAUCUCGACCGAGUCGCCGCUGCGGUACCACCACAACCCCCGCGCGCUCGUCGAGGAGUACGCGACGGCGCAGAAAAUCUUUCGCCUGAGCUCGCUCGACGUGACCGAGAUGGCGCACAACAGCGUCCUCAUGUCAUCCUUCUCUAGUGACGUGAAGCGGCAGUGGCUCGGCGACGGCUACCAACUGGGCGUGGAGGGGAACAACUUCGAGCGCAGCCACGUCACAAACGCGCGACUGACCUUCCGUGAGGAGGCGUGGCAGCUGGAGCGCAACAUGAUGCGCGACCUGCACCUCAAACCCGUCCACGAGGUCGGCGCCGGCCUCAGUCGCUGGCACUACCUGAGCAGCGUACAGGAGGUUGAGUACGACACCGUGAUGGACACGCGGGUACGCUUCCCACGCACGGUGCUGAAGGGCCCUCACAGCGAUCUGAAGGCGGCGAUGGCGGCACCGCGGGUGGCGCGAGCGCUCGACCUGCGCCACCAGUACAUCUGGCGUCCGCCACCGCCGUGGGAGUCGACGCAGCGGCACGGUGUCGAGACGGACUUCCAGCGCCGCACGGCGACCUUCAACGAGGACGAGUGGACCUACGCAGCGAGCGACGCCGUUUUUAUCGCGUACCCGAAGAGCGCCGUGCACGCCUGGCCGCGCUCGCUGCCGACGCUUGACGACUUUCAUCAGCACCUGCGCGAGCUGCGUGCGAUAUGCAGUGGCCCGGAGGUGAAGGAGUACGCGCACAAGCGGCUCGAGAACCUCGACCACAAGUUUCGCCUCCACCUCGCCCUCAACCACGAAAACGAAGCCGGCACGACGGAGGACCGGCUGUCGUCGAACCGAGACUUCUACCAGGCUACUAAGGUGGACACGCACAUCCACAUGGCAGCGGGCAUGACCCCAAAGAAAAUCCUUCAGUUUGUGCUCGCCAAGCUAAAGGAGAGCGGCGACGACAUCGCGAUGAAGAAGGGCGACGAGAUCAUCACCUUGGGGCAGCUCUUCUCGAAGGCCGGCAUUACGCCGAACCUCACCGUGGACCAGCUCAACGUGCAGGCCGAUCACACCCUCUUUGAGCGCUUCGACAACUUCAAUAACAAGUACAACCCGAUGGAGAACGGCGACCUGCGCUCGCUGAUGCUCAAGACGGACAACUUCAUGAACGGCCGCUACUUCGCGGAACUGAUCCACGACGUCUUCGAGCAGUACUCGCGCGAUCGCUACACCUACGCCGAGAACCGCGUUUCAGUCUACGGCAUCAACAUCAAGGAGUGGGACAAGCUGGCGAAUUGGUUUGCCACCCACGGCAUGGCGAACAAGCACAACAAGUGGAUCAUCCAAGUGCCGCGUGUCUACAAAGUGUUUCGGGCGCAGAACGUCAUCGGUAGCUUUGGGCAGUACCUGCAGAACAUUUUUCAGCCGCUCUGGGAGGCCUCGCUGCACCCCAGCGAGCACCCGACCCUGCACAAUUUUCUGAACCACGUGAGCGGCUUCGACUCCGUCGACAACGAGGCCACGAUCGACUUGCCCUUCACCACAGUGUCGCCGUGGGCGUGGACCUCAGUGGAGAACCCGCCCUACAAUUACUACCUCUACUAUCUCUACGCGAACAUCCGCACACUGAACGAGUUCCGUGCCUCGCGUGGCUUUUCCACCUUCGCCCUGCGUCCACACUGCGGUGAGUCGGGGUCCGAGGAGCACCUCUACGGCGCCUUCCUGUGCGCCAACAGCAUCUGCCACGGCAUCAACCUCCGCAACGACCCGCCGAUGCAGUACCUCUAUUACCUCACCCAGAUCGGCCUCCACGUCUCCCCCCUGAGCAACAACGCGCUGUUCUUGUACUUCUUGAACAACCCUUUCCCUGACUUUUUCCGCCGCGGUCUCAACGUCUCGCUGAGCACGGACGACCCGAUGAUGUUCCACCAGACGCAGGAGCCGCUCAUCGAGGAGUACAGCAUCGCGGCGCGAGUGUGGGGUUUAAGCGCCAAUGACCUCUGCGAAAUCGCCCGCAAUUCCGUGCUGCAGUGCGGCUUCGACAACGCUUUCAAGCGCAGCGCCAUCGGUGACCGCUGGUUUCUGUCGUCUUCGCUGGGCAACGAUCCUCUGCGCACCCACCUGUCUGACAUCCGCGUUGCCUUCCGCUUCGAGACGUACCACACCGAGAUGCAGCAGCUGGAGCUGUGCUGCGGGCGGCCCGUGUCGCGGUUUAUGAUGACUGCUGCCGAGGAGCGGGCCAUCGACGUGGAAAUCGUAGAUGUGCGCCGCGAGCACAUCCUGCUCUCCACGCAUGACCAGGUGAUGGAGGUGAUGCUGCGCGAGAUGGAAGAGAACAAGUCGCAGAUCCUGCUCGCUCGCACGCAGAUCGAUCAGCUGCGCCGGCAGCAGCGCUCCCUGCUGGAGAAUAUCACCGAAAUCGGACUGCAGCGGCAAGAGGCGGAGGAGGCGGCUGCGGUGGAGGAGAGAGCUCGCACGGCGUCAAAAGGGCCGCUCUACGUUCGGGAUAAGGCGCACGGCGACGGCCGCGGCAGGCAGUCAGUGCGCUCCAGCGUUGACAGCGUGCAGUGCCCGACACAGCAGAGUGAGACGUUGAAGCGGCUUCUGCGGUGGAAGCCGAUGCCGACGGAUCUGAUGCGCUCCGUCACGCAGGCGAGCGUGAGCGGGACACGUGGACGCCCGCUACCUCCGCUGCCGGGUCGUGCGUCGAACGACGGCACCGGGUAUUUCCCGCGACCUCCGCCCGCGACGUACUGA
This is a messenger RNA of Leptomonas pyrrhocoris, 4663 nucleotides long. RefSeq names its product putative mitochondrial AMP deaminase. Lineage: Eukaryota; Euglenozoa; Kinetoplastea; Trypanosomatida; Trypanosomatidae. Gene Ontology annotation, cellular component: cytosol. The record is from RefSeq and is a predicted model, not a curated record. The coding region runs from base 251 to 4663 and encodes 1470 amino acids. Gene Ontology annotation, molecular function: AMP deaminase activity. Gene Ontology annotation, biological process: IMP salvage; AMP metabolic process. The transcript has a single exon.